This is a messenger RNA of Rhodamnia argentea, 816 nucleotides long. RefSeq names its product F-box/kelch-repeat protein At3g23880-like. The record is from RefSeq and is a predicted model, not a curated record. Lineage: Eukaryota; Viridiplantae; Streptophyta; Magnoliopsida; Myrtales; Myrtaceae. The transcript has a single exon. The coding region runs from base 1 to 642 and encodes 213 amino acids.
AUGGCAGACCUUCCGGACGAAUUAACAAUGGAUAUCUUGUCGUGCAACGAUGAUAAAUAUGAGUUGGUGGGUUCGUGCAACGGGGUCGCGUGUUUGUCCACCUACGACGAGAACGACUUCACUCGAUCGGAGAUAUUUCUCUGGAACCCAUGGACCGGUGAAUGGAGACGCCUUCCUCGACCCCGCUUCUUUGUGUCGGAAGUGAUCGGCUUCGGAUUCGUCUCCUCGCAGGGCAGCGGAUCAGCACGCCUUCCUCGACCCGGCGAUUUCAAGGUGGUCAACAUACGGAUAGAGUCCGGGCUCUUCAUGGGCCGCUGCUCGCAGGUGGAGGUUUACAGCCUGAGGCGAAGUUCUUGGAAGCGGAUCAGCAACGGGUUCCCUUGCGGGAUCGACCACAAGUGCUUGGGCAACCAGGUCGUCUUCAGGAACUUCGUGUGCUGGUCGUACCAGUACGACGCGUCAUUGGUCAUGUUCGAUCUUGUCGAGGAGGCUUUCCAUCGGAUGGUCCUGCCGCUGUCGAUGCGCUUGCUGACCGAACAGAUAUGUCCGUUGGGAGGAUGUUUGUGCCUGAUCGGGUACAAGCCGUCGUGUCAAAGUCGUGAGGUGUGGAUCAUGAAGGAGUUCGGCAUCGCCGAGUCUUAGACCAAGCUGUACACGAUCGAUCUAUCUUCGACUUUGGGCGCCGCCGUCCUGCGAUGCUUGCCGCUCGGGUUCGCUGGCUCCGAAACCAUUUUCUUCGUCAAGAAUUCCGUUUCCAGUCUGCAUGUGGUGUCCUACAACGUAGAGACGGCAGAGUUUGAAGAAUUCCAAGUCCAA